AUGCGCCUCUUCCUCCUGCCCGUGUCGACACGGCGCACCCUCUUGUACGCACAGCGUCUCAACGGUGGCGCCGGCGCCACCAAGCCCGAAGCCAGCCUCGUUGACAAAACCACCGCCUGGGCCGCCAAGAAAUGGUCCCAGUGGGAGAAGAAGGAGUCGGGCUGGCAGCGCAAGGUGGUCGACUACGGCAACCACGCCUUUCGCCGCAUCCCCUACCAGGAAUGGGGGCUCAAGUCGGUGCCGGCCCGCCGCCGUGACGACCAGCGCAACGGCACCAACAAGGUCGAGCUCGUUUUCCCCGGCAGGGCCUUUGGCGCGGACCAGGCCCCGGCCGUGGCGCUCAAGCUGGCGACGGAGAGGCUCGGGCUGCACCGCCAGAAGAUGAUGUGGUGCUUUGUCGGCAUGCCGAUUACCGCGCCCCUUGCCCUGAUUCCCAUAAUCCCCAAUAUCCCCUUCUUCUACCUCGUAUAUCGCGCCUGGUCCCACUGGCGCGCCAUUGCCGGUGGCCGACACCUCCAAUGGCUCGUCGAGAACAAUCCAGACACCCCCGCGGGCCGAGAAACGAUGCUCCUCACGCAGAAGCAAGUCCGCAGCUUCUCCGAGACUCUCAAUGUCCCGGAGCUCGAAAUCGAGCUAGAGCGAGCCAUCUGGCAGGUCGAGAGGGAUCUGGAAGCUGACCGGCCGAGCCCCGAGGCGCACGCCGAGACGAGACAGGAGGGAGAAGGGACCGAGCCACAAGAACCGGCAAGAGGAAAGAAAGCUCUGACUCCCGAGAAGGAGAAGCAAUGA
Messenger RNA from Hirsutella rhossiliensis, 789 nucleotides. Its product is annotated as mitochondrial k+-H+ exchange-related domain-containing protein. Gene Ontology annotation, cellular component: mitochondrial inner membrane. The record is from RefSeq and is a predicted model, not a curated record. Gene Ontology annotation, biological process: proton transmembrane transport; potassium ion transport. The coding region runs from base 1 to 789 and encodes 262 amino acids. Lineage: Eukaryota; Fungi; Ascomycota; Sordariomycetes; Hypocreales; Ophiocordycipitaceae. The transcript is spliced from 3 exons.